This is a messenger RNA of Cuscuta campestris, 1840 nucleotides long. NCBI's taxonomy places the organism in Eukaryota, Viridiplantae, Streptophyta, Magnoliopsida, Solanales, Convolvulaceae. The record is from the annotation of a GenBank genome assembly.
AUCUCACCACUCCUCACUUCGACAUAUCCAUUCCCCAACUGAAAACCAAAACAUCAUUUUCUUGUUGUUUUCCACCACAAAAUUGUCUUUAUUUUUUUUUGUACUGUUUUAUCUUAGCAAGAACUCAGAAAAUUAAAAAAAUGCCUUGCGUGACGUCAUCCACCACUCUGCUCUCGAAAUGCACCGUUUUCCCGGCGGAGAAAUCCGCCCUGCCGGACCUCAAACUCUCCGUUUCCGACCUUCCCAUGCUCUCCACGCACUACAUCCAGAAGGGCGUCCUCUUCACGCGCCCGCCUUUUCCGCUCCCCCAGCUCAUCUCCAUGCUCAAGCGGAGCCUCUCCCAGACGCUGGCCCACUUUCCGCCUCUUGCCGGCCGGCUCGUUACCGACCCGGACGGCUACGUUUACGUCACGUGCAACGACGCCGGCGCCGAUUUCGUCCACGCCGCCGCGCCCUCCGUUUCGGUCGGAUACGUUCUUGUUGCCGGUGUGGAUGUUCCCGGCGAGGUGAAGAAGUUCUUCCCGUUUGACCUGACCGUUAGUUAUCAGGGGCAUUUCCGUCCGAUUCUCGGCGUCCAGGUGACGGAGCUGGCUGACGGCGUGUUCAUUGGCUGCGCCGUCAAUCACGCCGUCGUUGACGGGACGUCUUUCUGGAAUUUCUUCAAUACUUUUGCGGAGGUGACGAGGGGGAUUAAGAUGGUUACCCGGUCGCCGGAUUUCAGCCGGGAUUCCGUUUUGAUCUCGCCGGCGGUGUUAAGAGUCCCCGCCGGCGGUCCUAAGGUUACUUUCGCCGUCGAUGCUCCGUUGAGGGAGAGGAUUUUCAGCUUCAGCAGAGAAUCAAUUAGAAUGCUCAAGGAGAAGACUAACGGCUGUAAACGGGACGUUGACGGCGGAGGCAUAGACGUUGUGGAGUUAAUGGGGAAGGGGAGUCACGAUCCCUUGAAAACAUCCAACGGGAAGAUCGCGCCGUUAGACUGGCUGGUCAACGCGGUUACGUUGACCGAGAAAGCGUCGGAUUCUCAACAGGCGGCUGAGAUUUCAUCAUUUCAGUCGCUCUGCGCUUUGCUGUGGCGCGCGGUGACACGUGCGAGGAACCUGCCGGACACCAAAACGACGACGUUCCGGAUGGCGGUGAACUGCCGCCAGCGGCUGGAGCCGAAGAUGGACCCUCUGUACUUCGGCAACGCGAUACAGAGCAUCCCGACGUACGCCGCCGCCGGCGACGUCCUGUCUCGGGAUCUCCGGUGGUGCGCCGAGCAACUGAACAAGAACGUGAGGGCCCACGGAGACGCCACCAUCCGGAAGUGCGUCGAGGAGUGGGAGAGGGACCCGCGCACUUUCCCGCUGGGAAACUUCGACGGCGCCAUGCUGACGAUGGGGAGCUCGCCGAGAUUCCCGAUGUACGACAACGAUUUCGGGUGGGGCAAGCCGGUGGCCGUCCGGAGUGGCCGGGCGAACAAGUUCGACGGGAAGAUUUCGGCUUUUCCGGGCCCGGAAGGGAACGGGACGGUGGAUUUGGAAGUGGUGCUGUCGCCGGAAACCAUGGCGGGCCUGGAGUCUGACCCGGAAUUCAUGCAAUUUGUAUCGGGUUAUUAAAACGGGUCCGGGGAUAAGGCGUACGGAGCAGUUUAUUUGUUGUUGUCCCCUCCUAAAUUUCCUGUAAUUGCACAAUAAUUAGUUAACUCAUCGUCGUCAAACUAUCUGUAACAGUAAAACGUCAAGUUUGUUGUUCAGUUGUUCCCUAGCCAUUUUUUCUAGUUUCGUCUUUUCUUACUUACUCAUUGAUUGGAGUACCUAAUUUCUCCCUCAUUUUCUAAUUUUAAAAAAAACUAAAGUCAUUA